This is a messenger RNA of Alternaria atra, 777 nucleotides long. RefSeq lists its product as uncharacterized. NCBI's taxonomy places the organism in Eukaryota, Fungi, Ascomycota, Dothideomycetes, Pleosporales, Pleosporaceae. The record is from RefSeq and is a predicted model, not a curated record. Bases 1 to 777 code for a protein of 258 amino acids. The transcript has 2 exons.
AUGCGGUUUGGUCCCUCCCAGUCAGACGCCUCUCUUUCGGCCCAUGGGCUUGACCAACCUUCUCUUGACAUCCUUGCUGAGCAGGAAGACUUCAUCUCCGAGAGCGAUGCGGCUAAUAUGUUCAACGAUGCUCCUGAGGACGUGAAAGCGUAUAUCAACGCUAUCAUAGAUCAAAGAGAAGCUGGAUACGGUCUUGACCUCUUCCCACCGUCCGUUGUCUCGGAGACCGCAGAGUUUCCAAGUCCUCGUCGUCGGCAGCAACCCUCGGCGUCUCCCCCCAAACCGCCUACUCCUCCGCCUCCUCCAUCCCCGCCUUAUCCUGGUGCGUGGGAUCGUGGUCGUACCUGCGUGGUCAAUGCAACCAAUACGUAUUGGUCGUAUGGAAGGGAACCUGGUCAUAGUCAAAGCUCAGAUGACGGCCUCGCGGACGGCGAGCGGGUUUACACGAGGCAGCCGAACGGCAGUUAUCGCUGGGCAGUCUUCAGACAGCAGGCUCGGAGCACGCUGGCGGCACAGUCGCGACUCGACCAGAUGGUGAUAGCCGUCGGCGGCGACCCUGCGUCCUUCAGGACCAGGCUAGCCAAGGCUGACUACGUCCUGGCUUGGGAGGAACCUAUCGGUGUUGUCCACAAGGAGGACGACGAAGAGAUGUUCUCGGUUUCGUUCCCGAUCUACUUGGGCCAGCCAGCGUCCGGUUUCUUCUGGGGGGUGGGACAGUUGGCUAACGGCACGCUGACGAUGGCGGCGUCGACCCAGGAUGAGAUGGAGCGGGCUUGA